Syngnathus acus (greater pipefish) is the source of this 2068-nucleotide messenger RNA. RefSeq names its product CCN family member 1-like. The record is from RefSeq and is a predicted model, not a curated record. The transcript is spliced from 5 exons. Gene Ontology annotation, molecular function: protein binding. Lineage: Eukaryota; Metazoa; Chordata; Actinopteri; Syngnathiformes; Syngnathidae. Gene Ontology annotation, cellular component: extracellular region. Gene Ontology annotation, biological process: signal transduction. The coding region runs from base 143 to 1294 and encodes 383 amino acids.
AACCUCUUCAUGAGAUAUAGCUCGGCUGACAGUCACAUAGCAGAGUUGACUGGUGUACUUUAUUGCAAGGAUCCGGUGGAUUUCUUAUUCCUGAGCUGACGAACAAGCCAACACUCCCUUUUGGACCCAGCUGGACACAAGGAUGCUUUACCUUACUGUUAGUUUCCACCAAAUCUUUUCCACCUUGUUUGUGGUCUGCAGCACUGCGGUGAUGGCAGAUGAUGAAUGCCCACCAGUGUGCUCCUGUGCUACCUCAUCUCCGAUGUGUCCGGCGGGUGUCAGUUGGGUGAGCGACCAUUGUGGCUGCUGUAAAAUAUGUGCAAGGCAGUUCAAUGAAGACUGCAGCGCUGUUCAGCCCUGCGAUCAUAUCAAGGGGCUUCGCUGCUAUCUCGGAGCUGGAGGAGACCCCGGGAGAGGACUUUGCCGAGCCGAGGCUCAUGGUCUACCUUGCGAGUUCAACGGCCAGUUGUACCAGCACAGUGAGAACUUCCAGCCCAGCUGCCAGCAUCAGUGCACCUGUAUGAACGGAGUGGUGGGCUGCAUACCCCUCUGUCCUCACCGAGUGCCCCUGCCCAACUUGCACUGCUCACGGCCCCGGUUGGCACGGCCAGAAAACAGCUGCUGCGAGGAGUGGUUUUGUGACGACGACAACCACAUCGGAAUGGAGCCAGAAGAAAUGACACAAAGCCAUCUGUCAGAGAGUCAGCCUCUUCCAAACCACAUCAGUGCUUUGCUGCCACCCUACCCACAGCCUCGCAAGCCAGCUGCCACAAGUGGGACCGUGUUCAGAGAGAUAACAGCAUUACCAAUGCCUGAUUUGUUACCGGAAUCCAGCUGUUUUCUACAGACCACUGACUGGACAGAAUGCUCCACCUCAUGUGGGUUGGGAAUAUCAAGUCGAGUCACUAAUAACAACCCAGAUUGUCAACUGAUCAGAGAAACCAGACUUUGCCAGAUUCGACAAUGCCACCUGGAGCUUCCUAUGGCAACUAAGGGGACGAGGUGCCAAAGAACUGUUCGCCCGCUGGAGCCAGUUCAAAUCACUUUUGCUGGAUGCUCUACAUCACAGCUCUACCGCCCUCGCACCUGUGGAUUUUGCUUAGAUGGUCGCUGCUGCAGGCCCUCGGUCACCCGAACGGUACGGCUGCGCUUCCGUUGCCUGGACGGUGACAGCUUCUUCAGAAAUAUGAUGUGGAUCCAACGUUGCACCUGCAAUAAAAGCUGUCACACACACAGCAGGCCCUCAAGCCCUUUGCUCAAGCUCCACAAUGACAUUCACAUCUUCAGGCGCUGAGGCUGACUCAUCGGCUCUGGCCUGGAAGACUUUGCACCGACCCCUUUUGCCCCUUUAACCCUACCAUACCCUCCCUUGGCAAUAUACCCGCUUGCACUUUAAGUUUCACAAUGACAGUCAAUUUGCAGGAGAUGUGUAAAACCACAAGAGCAGCUCACAGCAUAUUGCACUCUGCAGCUCUGUUAGACUGUUGGAAGUAAGCUUGUACUGACUUUUUAUUGUAUUAUUUUAUUUAUUUGUAUAUUUUGUUCACUUUCUCAAUAUGACAGCUAGUCGUAUAGAACAUUUGAAGAGAGGACGAUUUUGUCAUGCAGCCUGUGUGCUGUAUCAUAAUUCGGUCAUUCAAAAGCAUUAUUUCUGACAAAUGACUAUCUAGACUUCACUCAUACUGUAUUUGUGGAGUGAUAUUUUUGGGGAUCACCUCAUUAUUCGGGGUGUGAUAUUUUGUGUUCUUUGUGUGUUGAAACUGACCAUAGCAUACUUUAUGUUUGAAAAAUGUUGCAUAUUGCUGGCAUCAGGCCGAAAUCUCCCAUGUCACAAUUUGCUAAAACUCUAUACUAUCAGUUAGGCCACACGUGUGGGUGUUAUUUUUAAAAAUUAUUGACACAGUGUUGAACGAUGUAAUGUUAAUCAAUGGUUGAACAAACAUGACCUUUUGGGGGUCUCUUGAAAAGUGAUGAUUCUGGAGGUAUAAGGAUUCCGUCCGACACCAGCGUCAUUUAAACACGCAUUUUAGUUUUUGUCUGUCCACACCUGUAUAGCAAAUAAAACGUC